UUGUCUGUCAUUUUCUAUUCCGUCUCAGCGUGCAAAGGUCAGUGAUCGCCGUCGAAACGCAAGAAGAUUAGGAUGAACUUCAGAAUACUUUUGACAUCAAUACUAGUGCUGGUCAAAGGCACAGUGGCCCAGGAAGGCACGCCAGAUGACUUUAUUGAACCAAAUGAAGAUGAUUUCAACAGAGAGUACGUAGAUAUGAUUUCACUUACGCCUUUCGAUCCUUCUCCAGAACCAGCGAAACAGGAGGAAUGUCGUAGAUUGAAAAGCGUAAAAAUUCUGCCCGCAGGAUUAAUGGAAGAUCUUCUCUGUCAGCAUAUUAUCCGCUUCUUCUAUUGGCAGAUGGAACAAUUAAGGCACGCCAGCGAAAAGGUCAGAAAUGUUUACCUAAAGUUACACGAAUGGUCCGUCAAACAUGGUCCAUUGGAUAAAAUGAGAGUGACACAGCGCAACAGAAUGACCGCCACUUUCAACGAUGCUGAAAAGCAGGAUCUCGCAAAUCUGGUAGCCCUCAUCUCGAGUUAUGUGGAUUCGGACCCGGUUCUCAAAGCCCAUCGUAAAAGAUGUAAAACUUUUCAUUAUAGUUAUGGGGAACUGAAAUAACUAAGGUAGCAUUCUUCGCUGAAACUGGAAGUUCUAAAAGUCUCCAAUUGACAGAGAUUAUCAGUUGACUUUGUUUAUCUAUGCCACUAUAAGCUUUUCAGCGUAAAUUGGAAUAAAAGUUGCACACCU
Messenger RNA from Cylicocyclus nassatus, 729 nucleotides. Lineage: Eukaryota; Metazoa; Nematoda; Chromadorea; Rhabditida; Strongylidae. The record is from the annotation of a GenBank genome assembly.